UGUCUUCAUCGUCGUAGCGAUAACGGUGUCCGCACGUAGUGGAGUUUCCCCCCAGUAUAGAAUUCCAAUUCAAGCCCACAGUCACUCUCAGUCUGUUCCACAUGUACCUAUGCAAUAUCGCUACAACUAUGCAGUCCCGGUGAAUUACGACUUCAAUUAUGUCAUAAGAGAUGACUUUGCUGGCAGCAGCUUCGGUCACAAGGAGAGCAGGGAUGAACAUAGAACUCUUGGCUCUUACCAUGUUAAUCUCCCUGACGGUCGAGUACAAACUGUCACCUAUUACGUCAUUGGGGACUCUGGAUUCCAGGCUGAGGUCAGCUAUAAUGGGAAGGCCAUUCAUCCACCUCACCACCCCACUUCUUUUUUCCGGCAAGACACUUUUCAGGAUCAUCAGUUCUUAGGCCAAGCACGCUAUGCCGCCCACUCUGAACAUACAGCUUCAUCUGCUCAUAGAACCAAAUCAAGCCAACUCAAUCAAUCAGGCAGUCAGUAUAACGGUAAUACCAAAUUUCGACCCAUCUCCAUACCUGGACAAAACAAUCACUCAGGUCUAAACACGAAUCCUGGACCAGUUCCUAUUCCAGGAUUAAGCAGGCAAUCCACACAUGGCACAAAGUCUGGAUUCUCUCCCACAUCUGGGUUAGGGAGUCAGUCUGGCCAUAGCACUAAGUCCACACACACAACCAUUUCUCGACAAGGCAGCAAGUCUAGUCACAUUGCCAAGUCUGAUUUUACUUCUGUUUCUGGACAAGGUAGUCAAUUAGGCCAAGACAAGUCUGGGGUCACCUCGACUUUGAGCUUAGGUGACAAGUCAAGCCACAUUUCUAUUUCUGGCCACAAUACCAACACUGGUUUUUCCUCUGUUUCUAGACAAAGCAGCCAGUCUGGUCACAGCAUCAAGUCUCUUUCUAGACAAGACAGUAGUCUAAGUCACACCACAAAGUCUGGACUAAGCAGCCAAUCAGGCCAAACCUCCAUUGUCGGACAAAGUAGCCAGUCUGCUCAGGAAACUAAUUUUGGAAUCAUUUCAAAUUCUGAACAAGCCAUCCUGUCUAGAAGGCAAUCCAAACACAAUGCUACUCCAAGACCUGUCUCCAUUUCUGGACUAGGUAGCCACUUAGACCAAAGCACUAAGGCAGAACUUGCAUUAAUUUCUGAACAAGGCAGCCAAUCUGGUCACAAGACCAAGUCUGGACUCACCUCUAUUUCAGGACUCGGAACAACAUCUGGAGUCUCCAUUCCUGGAUUAGGCACCCAGUCUGGCCUUACUACAACAUCUGGAUUCACCUCAACUUCUGGACAAGGCAGCCAGUCUGGCCAUAGCACCAAAUCUGGACACAUUUCCAUUUCUGGACAAGUCAGCCAGUCUGGCCAUGGCACCAAAUCUGGACACAUUUCCAUUUCUGGACAAAACAGCCAGUCUGGCCAUGGCACCAAAUCUGGACUCGCCUCCAUUUCAGGACUAGGAACUACAUCUGGAAUCUCCAUUCCUGGACUAGGCACCCAGUCUGGCCUUACUACAACAUCUGGAUUCACCUCAACUUCUGGACAAGGCAGCCAGUCUGGCCAUAGCACCAAAUCUGGACACAUUUCCAUUUCUGGACAAGGCAGCCAGUCUGGCCAUGGCACCAAAUCUGGACACAUUUCCAUUUCUGGACAAAACAGCCAGUCUGGCCAUGGCACCAUAUCUGGACUCGCCUCCAUUUCAGGACUAGGAACUACAUCUGGAAUCUCCAUUCCUGGACUAGGCACCCAGCCUGGCCUUACUACAUCUGGAUUCCCCUCAACAUCUAGACCAGGCAGCCAGUCUGGCCAUGACACCAAAUCUGGACUCAUCUCCAUUUCUGGACAAGGCAGCCAGUCUGGCCAUAGCACCAAAUCUGGACACAUUUCCAUUUCUGGACAAAACAGCCAGUCUGACCAUAGCACCAAAUCUGGACUCGCCUCCAUUUCAGGACUAGGAACUACAUCUGGAAUCUCCAUUCCUGGACUAGGCACCCAGCCUGGCCUUACUACAACAUCUGGAUUCACCUCAACUUCUAGACAAGGCAGCCAGUCUGGCCAUGGCACCAAAUCUGGACGCAUUUCCAUUUCUGGACAAAACAGCCAGGCUGGCCAUGGCACCAAAUCUGGACUCGCCUCCAUUUCAGGACUAGGAACUACAUCUGGAAUCUCCAUUCCUGGACUAGGCACCCAGCCUGGCCUUACUACAACAUCUGGAUUCCCCUCAACAUCUAGACCAGGCAGCCAGUCUGGCCAUGACACCAAAUCUGGACUCAUCUCCAUUUCUGGACAAGGCAGCCAGUCUGGCCAUAGCACCAAAUCUGGACUCGCCUCCAUUUCAGGACUAGGAACUACAUCUGGAAUCUCCAUUCCUGGACUUGGCACCCAGCUGGGCUUUACUACAACAUCUGGAUUCACCUCAACUUCUAGACAAGGAAGCCAGUCUGGCCAUAGCACCAAAUCUGGACUCGCCUCCAUUUCAGGACUAGGAGCUGUGUCUGGAAUCUCCAUUCCUGGACUAGGCACCCAGCCUGGCCUUACUACCACAUCUGGACUCGCCUCAACAUCUAAACAAGGCAGCCAGUCUGGCCAUGGCACUACAUCUAGACAUAUUGCCAUAUCUGGACAAAGCACCAGAUCUGGACUAGGCACUACCACGAUUGGAGUCCCCACACCUGAAUUAGGCAGCAAGUCUAGCCAUAGCGCCAAAUCUGGACACAUCUCCAUUUCAGGACAAGGUAGCCAGUCUGGCCAUAGCGCCAAAUCAGGACACAUCUCCAUUUCAGGACAAAGUAGUCAUUCUGGCCAUAGCACCAAAUCUGGACAAAUCUCAAUUUCUGGACACGGCAGUCAGUCUGGCCAUAGCAUCAAAUCUGGACAUGUCUCCCUUUCUGGACAAGGCAGUCAGUCUGGCCAUAGCACCAAAUCUGGACACAUCAUUUCUAGACCACACAGCCUGCCUGGCCAUAGCAUUAAGGCUGGACACAUUUCUGGAGCAGGCAACCAGUCUGGCCAUCGCAUUGGGUCUGGACUCGCCUCCAUUUCAGGACAAGGCACUACCACAUCUGGAGUCUCCAUUCCUGGAUUAGGCACCCAGUCUGGCCUUAUUACCACAUCUGGACUAACCUCAACCUCUAGACAAGGCAGCCAGUCUGAAUAUAGCACCAAAUCUAGCCAUAUCUCCAUUUCUGGACAAGGAAGCCAGUCUGGCCAUAGCACCAGUUCUAGACUUACCACCAUUUCUGAAAAAGGCAGUAAUGCUGGCCAUAACAUCAAACCUGUAUUUAUCUCCAUUUCAGGACAAGGCAGCCAGUCUGGCCGUAGCACCAAAUCUGGACACAUUUCCAUUUCUGGACAAGGCAACCAGUCUGGCCAUAGCACCAAAUCUGGACACAUUUCCAUUUCUGGACAAGGCAACCAGUCUGGCCAAAGCAUUAAAUCUGGCCACAUCUCCAUUUCUGGACAAGGAAGCCAAUCUGGCCAUAGCACCAAUUCUAGGCUUACCACCAUUUCUGGACAAGACAGCAAUGCUGGCCAUAACAUCAAAAAUAAAUUUAUUUCCAUUUCUGGACAAGACAGCCAGUCUGGCCAUAGCAUCAAAUCUGGACACAUUUCCAAUUCUGGACAAGGCAGUCAGUCUGGCCACAUCUCCAUUUCUGGACAAGGCAGCCAGUCUGGUCAUAGCAUCAAAUCUGGCCACAUCUCCAUUUCUGGACAAGGCAGCCAGUCUGGCCUCAACACCAAGUCUGGACUUACCUCCAUCCUAGAAGAAGGCAGUAAUACUGGCCAUAACAUCAAGCCUGUGUUCAUUUCAGUUUCUGGACAAGGCAGCCAGUCUGGCCAUAACAUUAAAUCUGGGCUUACCUCCAUUUUAGAUCAAGGCAAUAAUGCUGAUCGUAACACUAAGCCUGUGUAUAUCUCCAUUUCAGGACAAGGCAGCCAGUCUGGCCAUAGCACCAAGUCUGGACACAUCUCCAUUUCUGGACAUGGCAGCCAGUCUGGCCAUGAUUUUAAGUCUGGACUUACCUCCAUCCUAGAGGAAGGCAGUAAUACUGGCCAUAACAUCAAGCCUGUAUUCAUUUCAGUUUCUGGACAAGGCAGCCAGUCUGGCCAUAACAUUAAAUCUGGGCUUACCUCCAUUUUGGGUCAAGGCAGUAAUGCUGAUCGUAACACCAAGCCUGUGUUCAUCUCCAUUUCAGGACAGGGCAGCCAGUCUGGCCAUAGCACCAAGUCUGGACACAUGCAUCAAGACAGGGCAGCCAGUCUGGCCAUAGCACCAAGUCUGGACACAUCUCCAUUUCUGGACAAGGCAGGCAGUCUGGCCAAAGCAUCAAGUCAGAACUUAUUUCAGAACAUGGCAGCCAGUCUGGCUUUAACACCAAGCCUGUAUUAUUAUCAAUUUCUGGACAAGGCAGCCAAUCUGGCCAUAGCACCAAGCAGGCAGUCUGGCCAAAAUAUUAAGUCUGGACUUACCUCCAUUUUAGAUCAAGGCAGUAAUGCUGAUCGUAACACCAAGCCUGUGUUCAUAUCCAUUUCAGGACAGGGCAACCAGUCUGGCCAUAGCACCAAGUCUGGACACAUCUCCAUAUCUGGACAAGGCAGCCAGUCUGGCCAUAGCACCAAGUCUGGACACAUCUCCAUUUCUGGACAAGAUAGGCAGUCUGGCCAUAACAUUAAAUCUGGGCUUACCUCCAUUUUAGGUCAAGGCAGUAAUGCUGAUCGUAACACCAAGCCUGUGUUUAUCUCCAUUUCAGGACAGGGCAGCCAGUCUGGCCAUAGAACCAAGUCUGGACUCACCUCCAUUUCAGGACAAGGUAAUAAUGCUGGCCAUAACACCAAGCCAAUAUUCAUUUCCAUUUCUGGACAAGGCAUCCAAUCAGGCCAGAGCAUCAAGUCUGGACUCACCUCCAUUUCAGGACAAGGCAGUAAUUCUGAUCAUAACACCAAGCCUGUAUUUAUCCCCAUUUCUGGCAGCCAAUCUGACCAUAGCAUCAAGUCUGGACUUAUUUCAAUUUCUGGACAAGGCAAACUUGGGAAAAGUUCUGGCCAAAACGGCAAGUCUAGGCUAAUCUCUAUUUCUGGACAAGGCAGCCAGUCUGAUCACGGAACAAAGGUUGGAUUUAUCUCCACUUCAGGAGUUGGUAACACCAAGUCUGGAAUUUCUAUUCCUGGAUUAGGCAGCCAGCCUGGUCACAGUAGUAAGACAGGUUCAAUCUCCAUUUCUGGACCAGAGAGCCUUAUCACAAAGUCUGGACUUGACAGACAGCCUAGUCAUGGUUCCAAAAUCAGAUUUAUUUCCAUUCCUGAAUUAGGCAGCCAACCUAAACUCACCAGUGAGUCUGACCAAGCUGAUGAGUCCAGUCCUAUCACAAAAUCGGGUAUCUUUGCCAUCUCUGGUCUCAAUAGUAAGCUUGAAUCAAAGUCCAAGACUGUGUCUGUUUCUGAUCUCCUUAGUCAGUCUGGCUUUACAACCAAGCCUAAAUUCAUUUCACUUACUGACCUUCUUAGCCAGGCUGGCCGUAAUUCCAAAUUUGGCCAUCUCUCUAUUUCUGGCCUUGUCACCCAAUCCAGUAGUGAUACCAAACACGGACAUAGCACACAAUCCAGCUCUGCUAAACAGUCCUCAGAGACAGAGUCUAGCCAUGUUAACCAGCCCGUUCAUUCUACAACACUUUCUAAAAUCCAGAGCAGCCAGAAGACAAAUUCUAAACAGAAUGUUCAUGACAUUGUCAUCAAACCAGGUAUUUUCCCUCAGAAGAACUCCGAACCAUCUGAUGUGAAGCAAGUUAUAUCCUCAGAUUCGGACAACCCUCCCAUACUUAUUAUCCAACCUGCUAGAAGUCAAACCCGUGGCCAGACCAUACAGACUAUAUCAGCUUCUCAUGUCACAGUCCAAAGUGAUGACCCUUCAUACAAUGUAAAGCCAAUCAUUCACACCAUUCCACGCCACACCCCAUCCUCCAUUAUAAAACUUACGCCAAAAAUUGUUAGUGACUCCUCCUCCUCCUUCAAGCUGGAUGGCCCGGAAGAUUGA
Penaeus indicus is the source of this 6037-nucleotide messenger RNA. RefSeq names its product hornerin-like. Bases 110 to 6037 code for a protein of 1975 amino acids. The record is from RefSeq and is a predicted model, not a curated record. The transcript is spliced from 5 exons. Lineage: Eukaryota; Metazoa; Arthropoda; Malacostraca; Decapoda; Penaeidae.